UACGCAACAAGCACAGAAUGCCGAUGAUAACAGCAAUUGAUUCAAGAAUACCGCUAUACUGUAGUUGCUAUUCGAUAGUGGCAGCGAUUACUUUUACUCCACUCAUGGAAUGAUCGCCUGUCCCCUCGGCACCUACAAUGGCUACCCUCCUCGAAGAUCCCCGGAUCCGCCAGACGUGGAACAACAUCUCGCAUAAUGCUGAGACCGCGACGGAGACUGCGGCGGCUGGAAUAUGGUCAUUUGUGCACGAUUACAUCAAUCCAUGCUUUGCGUCGAUGGGAGAGAGCGUCGAACAAUGCAUGACACAAUGCUUCCCCGAUCGCGAAGAGAGGGCGAGGCGACUGCGCGAGCGCGACAGAGCUAGAGGCAGGGCAGAGUAUAGCUUCGACUUCUACGAUGAUUGGGAUGAUGAAGAAGCUGGGGCCAGUGGUGGACUUCUAGGAUGGGGGAAUGAUGAGCUUGACAGGUUGCUGGCUGGAAGCGGGUCGAAUAGCCAUGGGCCAGACGAUCAGCCGUCAGGAAGGAAGAGGAAAAUGAGUUAUGGGACCAGGCGCACUCCAAAGCGGAGAGGAACCAUUGAUGGCUUACCAGAUCCGACAAUUAUCCCGAGCACCAGUGCCCUUGGAUUCUUACAACGUCUCCCAUUCAAGUUUGGUGGGACGUUGAGAUACAAGCCAAGCGCAGCCGACUUGCAGGAUCACCCUGGCGCGCACAGGGCAGAGCUUGGAGACGAUGCUGAGGAAGAACCUCUUAUAGACGAUGACCAUAGUGACUACAGUGAUGCUGGAGAUCUAAACAUCAAAAAGACGCGGCCAAGAAGUUCUACUACCGCAUCGGGAGACACUUCAGACUCGUUUAGGUCAAGGGGUGAUCUCUUCCCUAGUGAUGGAGAAGACGAUGCCGUUCCACUGAGUGAUGAAUUUGCGACCACUCUUGGACGGCGUGGUACCGUCACCACCUUAGAGGAUCACAGCAGCGGUAAAACAAGAAACAGUAGUAAAGGAAAGAGCCGUGAGCGAUCGGCGGCAAUGUCGAGGGCACUCUCGGUAACAUCGCAUUCCUCAAACCAGUCACUCACUGCUCUGGGAUUUAAAUCGGACAAAUCGGCGGCGCAACUCUCGGAUAGGCCAAAUGAAGAGGACGGAAACGUACCGCAUCUAUCUGAGUUGCAACAGGAGGAGGAACGGCUCCGACAACAAGAAGAAGCUGAGCUACAGUCAAAACGCGAGGCUGCUCUCAAGUUGGCUUCAGAGCGAGGGCUGGGCAGUGGCGAGCUUCGUUCAGGGUUGCAGACGCCCACGCGCCAGAGUUUGCAUUCUCGCAAUUCCGAAGACUAUCUAUCACCCAAAACAGCAAACGUUGAAGAGGUCGAUACAAAGCCCAGCUCAGAAUCUGCCAUCGCCAAUGGACUCACGAAUGGCUCCUCAAACGAAGCCACAUCUGACUCUGAGGAAUCAGCAGAACCGGAUUUUGUGCCAGCGAGAUUACCUCGGUUUUAAGGAAUCAUUAUUUGCUUUUGGGCUUGGAGUAUGACUUGGAAGGGACCUACAUGGUGUAUUAGGGAACAAGGAAAGGUGUCAGGCGUUAUACGUGCAUGCGAAGUGCUCGCCAUGCUGGGUAAUUGGGAUAAAUAUAGGUGUAUAUACAUUGUUACUAGAGGAUAUCAAAUCUAGACCUUACUGUACUCAUACCUGGUUGACAUGCUAACAGUAGCAAGAACCGAUUCGCCUCAUAUGUGACACUCUUCACAACCUGCUCUGCUUACCACCG
Pseudogymnoascus verrucosus is the source of this 1770-nucleotide messenger RNA. RefSeq lists its product as uncharacterized. Bases 138 to 1499 code for a protein of 453 amino acids. Lineage: Eukaryota; Fungi; Ascomycota; Leotiomycetes; Thelebolales; Thelebolaceae. The record is from RefSeq and is a predicted model, not a curated record. The transcript has a single exon.